AUUUUUCUAAACUAUAAUUUUAUAAUUGAAAAUAAUUUAUUCCUUAAUUGUUAUAUAGCAUAAGGAUUUUAAAUAUUGUGUUAAUUAUAUUUUAAUUUUACAUCUACAAUACUGGUAAUUUGUAAGAUGGCAGACGAUGUUGGAUCUGUAGCUGCAUGGCGUGUAGCUCUCCAAGCAAUGUCCGAACGAUGUGAAAGACUACAAUCUCGAUUAGAUAUUGUUGAAAAAGAAAAUUUAACUAUUAAAACGCAUUGUACAUGUCAAACAGUUAAUAACCAAUCUGUACAAAUUAAUAUCAAAGAGUUAUCUUGUAAAAAGGAACAAUUGGUUGAAUAUUUACGUAUAGUAACUAAUGAAAAUCGUACUUUGUGGACAAAAUUGUCAGCAUUAGAUUGUCCAGCAGUUUAUUCUAAUGAUAAAAUCAAGCCAAAGAAUUCUUUGGCAAUCAUUGACAAUUAUUUGAAGUACAAUGAUAUUGAUCUGAAGAUGAAUUCUAAUAGUAUCAUGGAUACAGAGGAUGAUGUAGCAAGUCUUCAGUACAGUUCAGAUGAUGAAACUUGGCCAAUGUUAUUAUCAGAACUUAAUACAUACAAAGAAAAAUUAACAUUGGCUAAACAUUUACUAGCUGAUCAAAAUGAUUUAAUUCUUAGUAUCACUUCAAGAUUUAAUUUGCUUGUAGAAGAAGUUAAAGUUAUAAAACCAAACACAGAAUAUAGAGAUGCAGAAACACUAACAACAUCUACAUUAGAUUCGAGUCAAUCUUGUAUUUGUGGAAUUCGGGCAAAACCAGAUAACCAAAGUAUAUGCCCUCUAUGUAAGUUAUACAUAGUAGGUGCUGAUGAAGAUAGCAUGUUUGAUAAACUAGUUGAACAUGUGACGAGUCAUUUUCCAGACGAAGAACCUGAAACUACUAUAGAUAGUUUAUCUGGACAUUAUUAAAAUAAUUUAUGGCAAUCAUUAAA
This is a messenger RNA of Sipha flava (yellow sugarcane aphid), 962 nucleotides long. RefSeq lists its product as uncharacterized. Bases 127 to 939 code for a protein of 270 amino acids. The transcript is spliced from 4 exons. The record is from RefSeq and is a predicted model, not a curated record. NCBI's taxonomy places the organism in Eukaryota, Metazoa, Arthropoda, Insecta, Hemiptera, Aphididae.